GCUUAGCCUUAUCCCGGAUUGGCUACCUUUAGAUGAGGGCUGUGGAUGAGAGUGACAGCGGUUCGUGGAAGUCGAAUGAAGCCAAAUACACGUUUUACCGCUUUUAAGUGUGCAUGGCUUCGAGUGUCGCUGUGUUUUUCUUAACGUCAGCUUUGCAGUUUUUGACGUAUGCCCGUUCCGAAUACCGGCGAGUUUCUUUUUUUUAACUUUCUGCAAUGCAUGCCAUUUCUGAACAACUGACAAAAAAAAGUAGUUCGUGAGAUUAUCCUCAAGGGAUAUCGUUAGCAUUCAUCAGCAUUUCUGUUUUGCUCCACCAGAAGCUUUCUUUAACAACAACGACAGCAUUCACAUGUCUUUAGUGACUGAUUUCGACAGCUAAGUUCCCCAAGAUACGGGAGAUACAUUUGAACUGGAAUGGUUGGAUAUGACCCAAGGUCCGAGAGUGCCACACUGUCACCAGCAGAGGUAGCGACAGCUGGUUCUGUUUCUGGGAUGGUCACCAGAGCUAUGAUCAGCCCUCUGGAUGUCAUCAAAAUAAGGUUCCAGCUUCAGAUCGAGAAGAUUUCAGCUCAUGUUCCACAGGCAAAAUACCAUGGGUUAUGGCAGGCAUCUCGUUGCAUCUUUACAGAGGAGGGUAUGGUUGCUUUUUGGAAAGGUCAUAUUCCUGCCCAGCUGUUGUCCAUUACAUAUGGAGCUGUCCAGUUUGUAACAUUUGAAAUGUUGACUGAAUUUGUCCAUAAGACAACAUCACUCAACAGCAGGAAUGCCAAUGUUCACUUUGUUUGUGGUGGCCUUGCAGCCUGCACUGCCACUUUUGCCUGCCAACCUCUGGAUACCUUGAGGACCCGCUUUGCUGCUCAGGGAGAACCCAAGGUCUACAAAAAUCUACGCCAUGCAGUGAGCAUAAUGCUGCAGACAGAAGGACCCUCAGGUUUUUAUCGAGGCCUCACACCCACCUUGAUUGCGGUCUUUCCAUAUGCUGGAUUGCAGUUCUUCUUUUAUAACAUUUUCCAAAAGGUUUACCAGUGGGCAGCUCCGCCUAAAGAAUCCAGCUCAGGUAAUUUAAAAAAUCUUGUGUGUGGGAGCUGUGCUGGGAUCAUCAGUAAAACAAUGACAUACCCUUUUGACCUUUUCAAAAAGCGCCUUCAAGUUGGUGGUUUUGAAGCAGCAAGAAUAUCCUUUGGCCAAGUACGUUUAUACAAGGGUUUUACAGAUUGUGCAGUGAAAGUUUUACAGGAAGAAGGACCCAAAGGCUUCUUCAAGGGUCUCUCCCCUAGCCUGAUAAAGGCUGCAUUUUCAACGGGAUUCACCUUCUUCUGGUAUGAGCUCCUUUGCAGUGUCCUGCGUACUUUUAAAGAAAAGCACCAAGCCACACAAUUAGCCAGAAUCUCCAGAGAUUGAGAGGUAAAUGCAUAUCUGGACUAGUCAUUGAUGACAUAAUAUCUAACGGAUAUCAUAAUGGCUUCUGAAAGCAGUCGGAUUAUGUUGUUGAGCUAAACCACAUUUUCUUGAAGUGAGCAUUCAGAAGACAUUGUUACCCAGACUUAUUCAAAUGACAGUCUUCUAAAUAGUCUGAGGUCAGAAGAUGGGAUUUCCUACUAAUGGUCACUUUCUUAAUCACUGAUUUAGUAUUUUGAAAUGUGUCCACUUAUUGUGUUAUUUAUGGUGUUUUUUAAAUUUUUACUUGCACAUAUGUAAAAUACUUUGGGUUCAUUAAGCACUUAAGAGGCAUGUUUAUUUUUUCUUUUUGUGUAAAAAAAUCAUUGUUCUGCAAUGUUAAUAAAGUAUAUUAUUGGUAUAUAUUUA
Messenger RNA from Polypterus senegalus (gray bichir), 1806 nucleotides. RefSeq names its product solute carrier family 25 member 19 (gene slc25a19). The record is from RefSeq and is a predicted model, not a curated record. Gene Ontology annotation, biological process: thiamine pyrophosphate transmembrane transport. The coding region runs from base 415 to 1401 and encodes 328 amino acids. Gene Ontology annotation, cellular component: mitochondrial inner membrane. Lineage: Eukaryota; Metazoa; Chordata; Cladistia; Polypteriformes; Polypteridae. Gene Ontology annotation, molecular function: thiamine transmembrane transporter activity. The transcript has 7 exons.